GUGGCCAUCACUAGUUCUGGAAAAUUAGAACCUUUCUGUCGUGGGGCAACGCUGGCUGCGUUUUUAUUUUUUUUUGUAAAAAGUGUUUUGCCGUUUUGUUGUUAUUCCUAAUUUACAAUGAUUGCAACGAAAAACUGUUAAUUAAAUGUGCUCUAACCGCACCUGUGAUGUAAAGACAGCGGUAACCCUACUGAAUGGCCGGCGAAACGAAUGCGAAACGGGUGCUCCCAUGUAGCACCCCCCCACCACUGCUGCGGGCGUCCUCCACGGCCGUCCCCACCUCCUACUCCUCCUCCUCCUCCUCCACGGCCAGGGCGGUGCUCCUUUUUGGUCUCCAAUUGGUAUUGGUCCUCCUGGCGGGCGUGCAGUGGACGGAGGGCGCCGAGGGUGUGGUGUGUCCUAGGAAGUGCACCUGCCGGAACAUUUCGGAGAACAUCCAUAGCCUGCGAGUGCGCUGCGAUGAGCAGCAGUUGGCCACCUGGCGGGAACUGGACUUUGGCGAGGAUGUCCAUGGCAUCGUCAGCAUAAAUGUAAGCAAAAAUGCCAUAUCCCUGAUAACCGCCGACGACUUUCGGAACUUCACGGAACUGAAGCGACUGGAUCUCUCCUUCAAUCAACUGACGGAACUGGACAAGGACACCUUCGGCGACAGCCUGGGCCAUGUGGAGAAGCUGAAGCUGGCGGGGAACGCCAUCAGUCACAUCUACGAGGGCACCUUCGACCAAAUGCCCAAACUGAAGCAACUGGAUCUCUCGGGGAAUCCACUGGCCUGCGACUGCGGUCUCAUCUGGCUGAUAGCCUGGUCCAGUUCCCGCGAUGUACGCCUCCAGCCGCCACCCAAAUGCGACUCGCCGGUCCACUUUCGCGGCAUGCCGCUGAAGAAACUUCGGGUGGGCAUCGAUUUCCAUUGCGAGACGCUGCUCCAACCGAUCCUCAAGCUGAUGCCCAGUCAGAAUCAGGUGGCCUUCGAGGGCGAUGAACUGCAGCUGAAGUGUCAUGCGCCCAGGGUGGCCAUCGGAGUGCCCAGGGAGAGCGAAGAUCUGCCGACGAGGGCCUUCGUCUUCUGGGGCUGGUCGGAGAAGAUACGGGCCAAGAACUCCACGGAGGAUAUUGUCUACCAGGAUCCCACCAAGGUCUUUGCGGAUGUGUCAUUGGAGACGCGCCACUCCACGGACUCGGGGAUCCUCCAAUCGAUCCUCAAGAUCAGCAGCCUGACCCAGAAUCACACGGGGAUGUGGGACUGUACGCUGCGGAGCCAGCAGGCGAAUCUCUCCCAGGCCAUUGUCAUUCAUGUGGUGGCCAAGGGGACGCUCUACUGCGACGCCAAGGUGGUGCAGACCAACAAGGGCAUCUACCACUGGCCCAGAACGAUGAGAGGCGAGACAGUGGUCCAGGACUGUGUGGAGGAGCCGAGCGAUGCCAGCCAAUCCCGAAGAGCGUCCCACGAAUGCGGGCCAUCGGGCGAGUGGCUGAAUCUCGACACGGAGAGCUGUGUGUAUGUCAGCGAAACGACCCGGAUCCUGGAGCAGUUUGCGAAGGUCAAUCUGACGCUGACGAAGGGACAGAAUGCUCUGGAAAUAGCCCGCCGGCUGCACAACUUCACCCAGGCCCAGACGCAGCUGAACCGGAUCCGUGAUCCCAUGGAUCUGGAGUAUAUAGCCAGGACACUAGUGAAGUACCUUGACCAGUUGCCGGAGCAGGCACAGCAGCAGCAGCAGGAGAUCAGUCACCUCCUCAUGGACAUAGUGUCCCAGUUGUUGAAUCUACCGGUUCACUUGUUCCGCGCCGCUCAGAAGGAUCAGGGCACUGGCCAGCGACUGCUCCAUGUGGUGGAGUCGUCGGCCAUGCGUCUGGCCCUGGCCAGCACCCAGGCGAGUGGUCAGGGCCUAGAGCAGUUGCCAUGGCGGGCUGUUCCUGCCCAGCAACGGAAUCUCUUUGUCGAGUUCUUCAACAUCAGUGUGGAGGCGUUCGUCAGCCUGUCGUGCGUCUGGCUGGAGGAGAGUCCAAGGGGCUUCCAGUGCAACAAUGCCAAUGACACGAUACCCAUGUACGAGCACGGUGACAUCGAUGCCGCCAUCCAGUUGCCCUACAGCGUCCUCGGAAAUAGUUCUACCAUCGGAUCGGGAUCGGGGACUCCUCGCAGUCUCCGGCUGAUGAUAUCCCUCCACCGGAAUGGAAAACUCCUGCCCAACCUGAAGGGGAUCUUCAAUGAGUCCUUGAGCUCCGCUGUCAUUGGUGUCCUGGCGUACAAUGGCGAGGGGGAGGAGCAGCACUUCCAGACGGACAACGAACUAGAUCCCGAGGAGGAUGUCUACCAGCAGCGGGUGACGGUGAUGCUGCGGGCCCAUCCGUAUCAUGAUCCGGCGAGUGCACCGCAGCCGGCGUGGUGGGAUGCCCAGGAGCAGAGGUGGGAGACGCGAGUGUGCCAGCAGCACUACCAGCACCGGACUUUGGUCAUGUUCAGUUGCACCCGGACGGGAUACUUUGGACUGUUGCAGAGGUCGCGGUAUCUGAAUGAUUUCCGGAGCGAGGAGGCGGGCGCCAGGUUCCGGCAUCCGCCCACCGCCGUCUAUGCCGGAUGUGGACUCCUCUUCGCCUGCUGUGCCUUCAACUGUGUGACCUUUGCGGUGUUUGGGAGAGCGGUGCGGAUCAAUCGGGUGCAGCGGCAUGCUCUGGUUAACACCUGGGUGGCACUGGGCGGCCUGGCCCUGGCCUUCUCCCUGGGAAUCUAUCAGACGGCCAGCCAACCGCACUGCCGGAUCAUGGGCCUAAUGAUGCACUACCUCGGCCUGUGCGUCCUGCUGUGGGUGUGCGUGAGUCUUAGUAGCAUGUACAAGCGACUCACCAAGGGCACCACCUCCUCCUCCAGCAGCAGUCACCCCCAAUCCCAUCACCACCAGCAGCAGCAGCAGGCGGCGGAUCUCCAGGAUUCGGGCGGGAGGGAGAGGAAGCCCAUCCUUGGCAUCUACCUGGUGGGAUGGGGCAUCGCCCUGCUCAUCUGCGGGAUCAGCAGUGCCGUGAAUCUGGCCGAGUAUGCCGCCUAUGACUUCUGUUUCCUGCACAGCUCCACCACCCUGAACGCCCUCCUCGUCCCGGCGGUCAUCCUGGUCAUCUUUUGUGGGAUUCUGGCCCUCUGUAUCUACUACCAGCUCAGCCAGCAGGCGGUGAAUGUCCUCCAGCUGCACCAGAAUCAUGGCCAGAACCAGCACCAGCGCCAGUACUCGGACAACAACACCCAGGCCACGGAGCACAUCGAUCUGGACUGGCUGGACGCCAAUGGGACGACGCUGGGGACGAGUCAGGGGCGCAAGCCGGAUCACGACCAUCUCCAGGAGCAGUACAGCACCCUGAGCAAUCCCCUCAGCAGCAUCGUGGAUGACUUCGAGCGCUCCAAUCUCUCCCACCUCCGGGGACACUUCAUCUUCCUUGUUUUGUACGCCGGCGCUUGGAUGACGGCCGCCGGGUACAUUAACUCUGGCCAGGAUCUGUAUGUGAUGGGAUUCGCCGGGUGCUGCUCCUGCCUGGGACUGUUCCUGCUCGUCUUCUACAAUCUGAGCCGGAACGAUGCCCGGCAGGCGUGGACGCAGGGCGGCGAGUCGGAUGCCCUGAUGCGGAGUCGCCCCGGCAAGCUGAUGACCUACAACAACCAGACCAGGAGCUGUCUGCCCGGAGGAGGAUCGGGUGCGAUACCCACCGCCGGCACCGCCAUGAUUAGCAACUCCAUUGUGGCCUACAAGGCGAAUCCCGGCGGGGGGAGUCUCUACGAGGCGAACAACUCAGCGGGAUCCCGAUCCAAUAGCCAGUGCUCGCGGAGCAUGCGGAGUCAGACGCGGAGCCAGCAGUCGAGGAGUCAGCAGGAUCAGGUGCCCCAACUGGGAGCCACUGGGGUGACCAUUAUUAACAAUACCAGUAAUCCGGGUGGGGUAGCAGGAUCCGGAGGAGGAGGAGGAGGAGCUGGGGGAGGAGUGCCUCCGCACAGCCUCAAUGCCCUGCUCCAUGGUUCCAGCCACGAUCUGAUACCCUCCGCCGAGAUCUUCUACAACCCGAACCAGAUCAACGUGGCCCGGAAGUUCUUCAAGAAACAGAAGCGCCUCGCCAAGCGGAACAACUUCGAGCUUCAGCGCCAGACCAUGCCCCAGAUGCAGCUCCAGAUGCAGAUGCAGAUGCAGCUCCAUGGCGGUCAUAGUAGUCUCAGUGAUGCCAGUUCCGAGCAGCUCUACAGUCGCCAUCACAACGCCAUGACGCUCCUGGCGGGGGGCAGUAAGGUGAACAACACGAACCUCCAUUACAAGAACCAGGCCGGUGGGCAGAUGGAUCAUCCUGGCGGGGAUUCCUUGCAAUUUAAGCGCUUCAUCCCGGCCAGCUCCUCGCCGGCCGCCACCAAGAUCAUGCAGGCGAACAUCUAUACGAAUAUACCGGAGACCCUGACGCCGCAGCACGAGGUGAUCAAGUUGAGGGGCAACCGGACGCCAUCCCUGCUGGACGAGACCCUGCACGAGCAGGAGGACGACGAGGAGGAGGAGGAGGAGGAGGAGGAGGUUGAGGGGCAGCCGGGUCCCCUACAAGAGCAAACCAUACCCGCCGAGGAGGACGAGGAGGAGGAGGAAGUGGAGGAACUCGAAGAGGAUGCCAGUUCUUUGGAUGAACACGCCCCCUUGUAUGCCAAUACCCUGCCGCCCACUGGCCACAGUGGGAUGAACAAUCUGUUCCGGCCGAGGAACGGCCACAUCCUCAGCUCCACGCCGGUGAAGCAACCCAGCUUGGAGGCCAUGAACAGCUGCGGCCUGCCGCUGGAGGAGAUCAACCGGCAGCUGGAGGAGCCGCUGCUCCAAAAGCACGAGAUCUAUGUCUCCAACUCGCUGCAGGUGACCACCAGCAACAGUAUCCAGCUGGACGAGGACUUCCCCAGCGUCCUAAUCCGCUUCAGCCAGCAGCAGCAGUCCAAGUCCCUCAACAACAUCAGCGAGAUGCUGGGCGGAGGAGGUGGAGGUGGCUCUGGCUCUGGGGCCAGUUCUGGAGCUGCAGCUUUGGAGCCUUCUGGGGAGGAGAUCGCCGACCUGGACGGGAGCACCCUCGAGGAGCAGCAGAUGCGCCAACAGGUCUACUCCUGCUCCAGCAGUAAUCUCUGCCAGCUAAAGGAUCGGGAACGGGGUCUGAUGCGUGGCUCCGGCACCGAGGCAAUGGAGGACGAUGGACGACUCCUGUCCGGGAGUCCCACCAACGAGAGCGAUCUCAACUACCAGAACUCGGAGAUAAGCAUCCGGAGCCAUGGCCUGUACGCCCCCCAGGCGGACAAUGACCUGAAUCUCACCCUGACCGAUGACUUCCGGUGCUAUCAGUCCUCCAAUGCCAGCGAUGCGGAUGUGGAUGUCCUCAAUGAGUUCGAUGAUGAUGAGCGUGUGGCUCCUGGGAGCGAACUACAGGAGGAUCCUACAGAGCAUGACCACCACGAGGACACCUCCAUUGAUGAGCUGUAUGAGGCGAUCAAGUGCCGGAGUCCGUUGAGGAGCAAACAGGAGAUCUCCGAGAGAUUCGAACGGGAGCGUCGGGAAAGAGAAAGAGAAAGGGAGAGGGAGCGAGAGCGAGAGAGAGAGAGGGAGCGAGAAAGGGAGAGGGAACUGACCAUGGAGAAGCCACUGGGCAGCUCCCAUAACGAGAAUCUGAACGAGACGAUCGAGGACGACAGUAGCCAGAGCAGCGUCAUCUCCUACAUCGAUCCCCGGGCAGCACCCAGCUAGUAAUCCCCCGAUCCCCGCCAGAAAUCAUCGAAAUCCCCAUCAUCCCAGCCAUGUCCUCAUGUGUAUAUAGGAAAUAUACAAAAAAGAAGAGUCUUACUAGAACCCACCCGAGAUAUAUAUACACCGAUAUAUCCAUUAUCCUUAGUCCUUAAUCCUUAGUCCUUAAAUCCUAAGAUCCUAAGCCAUCUGAACUUGUAAUUACGCUAAGAACUCCUCCAUCUGGACACCACUCCACUCCUGCCAUCGAUUAUUUAUUACGAACUAGUAUUACUCCGAUCCACUCCAGCCAAGUGGACAGGAAUCACUUCAUCCUUCAGGCCCUGCAGGUCCUGCAGGUCCUUCAAGUCCUGCCCAUCUUCACGAGAAACCCAUGUCCUUUGAUAAGUUUUAACCUUCGACCUUCUGUAAGGCAGAAUGCAUUUAAAAACUAGACUAAGCCUAUAUUUAGAAACAAAUAAAUGAAAUGUUUACUUGAAA
Molecule: messenger RNA, 6215 nt
Organism: Drosophila ananassae
Lineage: Eukaryota; Metazoa; Arthropoda; Insecta; Diptera; Drosophilidae
Gene: Remo
Product: adhesion G protein-coupled receptor A3
Exons: 3
Coding region: 195-5738 (1847 amino acids)
Biological process (GO): G protein-coupled receptor signaling pathway; cell surface receptor signaling pathway
Cellular component (GO): plasma membrane
Molecular function (GO): protein binding; G protein-coupled receptor activity
Source: RefSeq, a predicted model, not a curated record